This is a messenger RNA of Exophiala bonariae, 1746 nucleotides long. RefSeq lists its product as uncharacterized. Gene Ontology annotation, cellular component: nucleus; cytosol. The transcript has a single exon. Gene Ontology annotation, molecular function: magnesium ion binding; pyruvate decarboxylase activity; thiamine pyrophosphate binding. The record is from RefSeq and is a predicted model, not a curated record. Lineage: Eukaryota; Fungi; Ascomycota; Eurotiomycetes; Chaetothyriales; Herpotrichiellaceae. The coding region runs from base 1 to 1746 and encodes 581 amino acids.
AUGGCGCAUGACGGCCGCGAAAGCGUCCCUCUCGCCGAAUAUCUCUUCUCCCGCCUCCGUCAAUUAGGCGUUGGUGCGAUUCACGGUGUUCCCGGCGACUACAAUCUCGAAUUGCUGGAUUAUGUCGAGCCUGCUGGCCUUUUGUGGGUCGGCAAUGCCAACGAACUCAAUGCCGCCUAUGCCACCGAUGGCUACGCCCGCAUCAAAGGCAUUGGUGCGCUCAUCACCACCUAUGGCGUCGGCGAACUCUCUGCCAUUAACGCUAUAGCGGGUGCGUUUGCAGAAAGAGCACCCGUCGUACAUAUUGUAGGGACACCGAGACGUGAUGCACAGGAUGGACGCAAGAUGAUCCAUCACACACUAGGAGAUGGCGACUACAGCCACUUUUCAAGAAUGUACGAGCACGUCACCGUGGCACAGGUGAACUUGCUGGAUCCAAGGACCGCUCCGAAACAGAUCGAUGCUGUCCUUGAGCAGUGUCUUCUCCAGAGCAGACCAGUAUACAUUCAAGUUCCAGUGGAUACGGUGGGUGUGCCAGUACUUGCGGACGGACUCAAAUCAGAAAUCCAGCUACAUCGAUUUUUGCCAACCCCAGCCCAUGAUGCCGCAGUCGCUGAAGUGAUGGACAGAAUUUACGGCGCAAAACACCCGGUCAUCCUGGUCGAUGGUGAGACUCGGCCACUUGGACUGAUGCAAGAUGUUCAAAAAUUGAUUGAAACAACCAGAUGGCCAACUUUUACCACAACCUUCGGUACUGGCCUUGUAGAUAUGUCAUCCCCAAAUAUCCUUGGGAUUUAUGAGGGCGCUUUUGCGGAUCCUGAAACGAAGGCUUUGAUCGAUGGCGCAGAUCUCGUCCUGUUCUUCGGCCCCCACGAGAGCUCGACCAAUAGCUACAGCUGGACAGCGCUACCUUCCCCAGCAGUCACUAUCUCAUUCACCUUUGGUGGCAUCAAAACUGGCAGCACCUUCCACCGCGAUGUUUCACCUUCAAGCCUCCUCUCACGGGUUCUGACUCAGCUAGACACCACCAAACUCUUGGAAAUUGACACAUCAACCGCCCAAAUCUCUCGCAAUACAAGCCUCUCCUUCUCUCAAGUAUCAUCAUCCGCCCCUAUAAAACAGGACAAAGUCUGGCGCCUGCUGUCCAAGUUCUUACGUGAAGGCGAUAUUCUUCUCGGAGAAACCGGCACCGCAGGCUAUGGCGUCCGUGAGAUGGUCCUCCCAAGAUACACUAGGCUGUUUGCACCAGUCACCUGGCUUUCGAUAGGCUACAUGCUACCCGCUGCACAGGGUGCAGCCCUCGCACAGCGAGAACUCAUUGCUUCAUCGCAAUACCAUGGCCUGAAGGCUGGUAGAACGAUAUUGUUAAUUGGAGAUGGAAGUUUCCAGAUGACGGUGCAGGAAUUGUCCACCAUCAUCGCACAUGACUUACCGGUGAUAAUUCUGUUGAUCAACAACGAUGGGUACACCAUUGAGCGUUGUAUCCACGGUCUCCGUCAAAAGUACAAUGAUAUUCCUAAGUGGAGGUAUUUGAACGCGCCCGCGUUCUUCGGUGCUGCUGAGGGCAAUGGUUUCACAGGCGCAGCAAGAACGUAUGGUGAACUGGAAAAGGUACUUGGGGAGGAAGGGUUGAAUAAUGGUAACUUGACGGGUUUGAAGAUGGUAGAAGUGUUUAUGGAUAGGGAGGACGCACCAAUUGGGCCGUUGACGGAUAUUCUUGAAAAGCAGAUGGCUCGAAGUAAAUGA